Molecule: messenger RNA, 284 nt
Organism: Staurois parvus
Lineage: Eukaryota; Metazoa; Chordata; Amphibia; Anura; Ranidae
Source: the annotation of a GenBank genome assembly
CCAAGACACUGGAAACUCCCACAUAAUGACCACAUUUUGGAAAGAAAAUACCCCAAGAAAUUAAAUCUUAGAAAUAACUCAGAAAUGUUUUCAUGUUUUCCUUUCUGGAUCCUAGAUCAUUGAGAACCAGGGGUGGACUGACCAUUUGGAAACUCGGGCACUGCCCAAGGGCCCGGGGUCAGUAGGGGCCCCAUGAGAUGCCCCUGGUACCUUUUUCAUAGGCUUUUUUGAGUUUGGGCAAGGACACAGGGGCCCCAUGAUCCCCUAUUGCCCGGGGGCCCCAU